Molecule: messenger RNA, 1650 nt
Organism: Neoarthrinium moseri
Lineage: Eukaryota; Fungi; Ascomycota; Sordariomycetes; Amphisphaeriales; Apiosporaceae
Exons: 9
Coding region: 1-1650 (549 amino acids)
Biological process (GO): carbohydrate transport; transmembrane transport
Cellular component (GO): membrane
Molecular function (GO): carbohydrate:proton symporter activity
Source: RefSeq, a predicted model, not a curated record
AUGAACGGCAACAACCAAGACCAUGGCACAGCGCCCCCUGCCACCCUGCUCAAAAAUGCAGAGACCCAUCCAAAGGCCAUCGACGAGGCCAUUGUCUCAGGCGAUAACAUACAGAUGCGAUCUGAGCUGGAUGACCUGCCGAUGCUCCAGGGACUACGUUUAUACUGGCGUGUAGCCCUCAUCAGCAUGCUGGCCGCAUUCAGUUCUGCGCUAGAAGGCUACCAGAUUGCGAUUACAAACUCCAUCGUCUCAAACAGGGGUUUCAUCCGUCAAAUGUCGGGUGGAGGCACUACACUCAACCCUACCCAUGUUGCCGUCUGGGGAGGCAUGUUGUCGACAGGCCAACUCGUCGGCGUGGCAGCCCUUAUGAUGUGGACCGAUAUGUUGGGCCGUAAGUGGGCCAUGCACCUUACAUGGCUGACCCUUGUUGUCUCUGUCAUACUUGAAUCGGUGGCGACGAACUGGCUCCAUUGGCUCUUUGCUAAGCUGCUUGCUGGCGCGGGGCUCGGCAUGAUGCAAGCGACAUAUCCCGUAUACAUCUCUGAGCAGUCGCCUACCCAAAUUCGUGGCUUGCUCACUACCUCGUAUAUGUUUUGGUAUGUCGUGGCGCAGAUAUUCGGCCCUUUGGCCCUACAGCAGCUACACAUUAGAGACCCUUACAAUUACAAAAUUCCCAUUUACACGCAGUGGAGCAUGCUAGGUGUGAUGCUGAUUAUCAACCUUUUCGUACCCGAAAGUCCUUGGUGGCUCGUCCAAAGGAGCAAGUACCAUGACGCGGAAAAGGUGCUGGCAUCGUCGUACAAGGGUGUAACAGGUUAUGACUUAAAGAAAGAAUUGUCAAUCAUUAUUGCUACCGUCGAACACGAGAAACUUGUCGAAGCCGAAAAUAAGUAUCAACUUGUUCAAAUAUUCAAGGGCGUUAACCUUUGGCGGCUAUUCAUCGCAUUCUGGCCAAAAGGAAUGCAACAGCUCUGUGGUCAGAGUGUAACGAAUAACUAUGGGACGUAUUUCUUCCAAUUGGCGGGGAACAAGGACCCUUUCACAGUUACAAUUAUCCUCGGAGUUUGCCAACUCUUGGGCGUUCUCUUUACUUCUGCCUGUUCCAAUAACGUCGGUCGGCGAUGGCUGACGUUGGGACUCUUCGGGUCUGGUGCGGUUGCUAUUCUCGCCAUCGGUAUACUGGGAUCUUUUGACUACCAGAGCCAUGAGUUGGGAAGCGUCCUCGUAUUUUUCGCAUGUGUUUCCAACUUCGGGGUCAUUGGUGGUGCGGGAAUCGCAUACUCUUAUGUCGCUGAGAUUCCUGCCCAGCGACUCCGAGCACGGACUGCGUCCAUAGCGCUUAUUGGAUCGUUCUGUCUUGGUAUCACAUUUAACUACACGGUCCCUCUUAUGCUCAAAGUCUGGAGCGUCCAGACGGGAUAUUUUUUCGGUGUUACCGGCCUCAUCUCAUUCAUUGUCGGAUAUUUUGUCCUCCCUGAGAUCGCGUGCCGCACUCCGGCCGAGAUUGACGAGAUGUUCGAAGAUAAGGUUGCACCUCGCAAGUUCCGAAAGCAUGUCACACAGGUCGAAAUGUUCAUUCUAGAGAAGGAUGAGAAGCAAAAGAAGAAGAUCGAGCGGUUCCCUCUGGAGGAGCGACAGGAGUUUGUAUGA